This is a messenger RNA of Lycium barbarum (goji berry), 375 nucleotides long. RefSeq lists its product as uncharacterized. Lineage: Eukaryota; Viridiplantae; Streptophyta; Magnoliopsida; Solanales; Solanaceae. The record is from RefSeq and is a predicted model, not a curated record. The transcript has a single exon. The coding region runs from base 1 to 375 and encodes 124 amino acids.
AUGAGUCCGAGAGAUAUAGCUCAAAAUGAUGUUUGGUGUUCAGAGUGUGAGAGUCUUGAUGGCCACUCAUCUUCAAGUGAAGAUUCUGAACAGAGCCCACAUUGCUCUGAUGGUUCAAUUUCUGAUGAGGAAAGCUUAAUUGAAAUAACCCUUCCAAAAGGGCACUUUCUUGAUUCAGAAAAAGAUACCAAGUUAUCUUUUCAGCAUCACCAAAAGGUAUUUGCAGAUUUAGCCCAAGAAUCCAUCUUUCUGCAGCAUAGCCUAGUGGAUUACCAGCUGGGAGAUAUCAGUGACAUGAAUGAGGAAGACAAUUUAAUAGAGAUUGACAUAUCCAUGGGAUCUAUCAAGUGUUCUGAAUUUGAAAUUCAAGCAUGA